Molecule: messenger RNA, 5265 nt
Organism: Cololabis saira (Pacific saury)
Lineage: Eukaryota; Metazoa; Chordata; Actinopteri; Beloniformes; Belonidae
Gene: megf6
Product: multiple EGF like domains 6
Exons: 38
Coding region: 1-4863 (1620 amino acids)
Molecular function (GO): protein binding; calcium ion binding
Source: RefSeq, a predicted model, not a curated record
AUGUUUCCAAAUAUUCUCAUCGUGUUUAUCAUGUUCUCCAGCAUUAUUUUUACAACGGCAUCCUUGGAGCUGCAACUUGGCAUGCCAAAUGUUUGUGCCGACCAGGAGAUGUCGUUGCUGGGGAACCGUCAGCCUUGUGUCCAGGCUUUUACCCGCAUGGUGACGGUGUUGAAGCAGGGCUGCACCACCCACAGAUGGUGUAUAGGCUAUGAGAGGAGGACAGCGUACUACACAUCAUACCGGCAAGUGUACAGUAUGGAUUUGCACACAGUCUAUAAGUGUUGUCCUGGCUGGACUCAGAGGGAAGAUGAGAGAGGAUGCCUACAUAGAAUAUGCAGCGCUAAUACUUGUCUCAACGGGGGGAAAUGUGCAGAGACUGGAGACGACAUCUGUCAUUGUCCUUUGGGCUUCAAAGGGACCAGAUGCCAGUAUGAUGUUAAUGAAUGUGAGGUUGAGAACGGCGGCUGUGAGGGGCAGUGUUGCAACAGCAUUGGCAGCUACUACUGCAAAUGUCCUGAUGGCAGCAGACUUGGGACAGAUGGCAAGGCCUGCCAUGAUAUAAAUGAGUGUGAGGAGCUCAACGGGGGAUGUCAGCAGACAUGUGUCAACACUCGGGGGUCCUACCACUGUGAGUGCAGCGAGGGAUUCCGCAUGCACAAUGAUGGUCGGACCUGCAUUGCUGUGAAUUCUUGCUCAGUGCUGAAUGGCGGAUGUGAGCACAAGUGUGUGGACAUGGGCAACAAUCACUACAAAUGUGAGUGCCGGAGGAACUACCAGCUAAAGAGAGAUGGGAGACACUGUGAAUUGAUGGACCCCUGCACGGAGGGGAAUGGAGGCUGCGCCCAGGACUGCCAAUCAGAAGUCGGCCAAGUUUACUGCAGCUGCCGAAGUGGUUUUAUGUUGGCUGGAGAUGCCAAGAACUGUGAAGAUGUCGAUGAAUGCAGCUCCGGUCGUGUCAGAUGUGCCCACGGUUGUGUCAACACACUUGGCUCCUUUAGGUGUGUUUGUCAUCCAGGUUUUGAACUUGGAGCUGAUGGCAAGCAGUGCUACCGUAUUGAGAUGGAGAUUAUUAACAGCUGUGAGAAGAAUAAUGGAGGGUGCUCCCAUCACUGUGAGCAUACCACCAACGGCCCCCUCUGCUCCUGCAACCACGGCCUCCAGCUGGACCAAGACAGGAAGACUUGCAUAGAUAGUGAUGAGUGUCUUAACGAGGAGUCCUGCUGCAGCCACUUCUGCAGAAACUACGCGGGCGGUUAUGAGUGCAGCUGCAGAGCUGGCCACACUCUAAGCCCAGAUGGCUGUGGCUGUGAUGAUAUUGAUGAGUGUUUGACUGAGACAUCGGGCUGCGAACAGUAUUGUGUCAACACCUUGGGAACGUAUGAGUGCUUUUGUCGACUGGGCUUCCGCUUAGAUCAGGACCAGCACUCGUGCAUCUCUCUGUACGACAGCGAACUGGAGGAAGAAGAAGAAGAGGAAGAAGAAGAGCCGCUGGGAGUUGAUAGAUUACCAGACUUUUUGCUUCACAAGGCUCCUCAACUCCUGCACUACACGGCAGCCCUGCACUCCCGGUACAGCAAUGAUGAUGAUUAUGAUCACGUUGGUGAAAAUGAAGAAGAAUUACAGAUCCAGAAAGGGCGCAGAGGAGAGCUGAGACUGGCCAGCCACAUAGUGUGUCUAGACGAGUCCUUUGGGGAGGACUGCAGUGUGAGCUGUGAAGACUGUGUGAAUGGGGUGUGCAGUGAAAGCAGAGACCGGUGUGAUUGUUUGCCUGGCUGGACCGGGAUUGUCUGCAACGAGACUUGUCCGCAGGGCAGCUACGGGCAGGCCUGCAACGGUGUGUGUGGAUGUCAGAACGGAGGCUCGUGUGACACUGUGACCGGGAAGUGUGUGUGCCCCCUCGGGGUACGAGGCCUGCUCUGUGAGGAUGGUUGCCCCCCGGGGUAUUUCGGCAGGCAUUGUAGGACAAAGUGCAACUGCCCCAACAAUGGGCCCUGCCAUCCUUUCUAUGGAGCCUGCUUCUGCUCUCCAGGGUUUUAUGGUCGUUUUUGCCAUCUGGCUUGUCCCAGGUGGACUCACGGCGCAGGCUGUUCCAAGGAAUGUGACUGCAUUCAAGAACAGUCCACUGGCUGCGACCCCGAGGCAGGGAGCUGUUUCUGUAAAGCUGCGUACCACGGCCCGCGGUGUGAGAAAGAAUGUGAGCCGGGCUUCUUCGGGGCUGGUUGUGAACAGCCAUGUGACUGUCCAGGUGGAGGCUCAUGUGACCCCAGAACUGGAGAGUGCAGCCAGGGGUGUCCCGCAGGCCUUCGUGGGGAUCAGUGCCAGCUGGCCUGCCGAGCUGGAAACUACGGUGAGAACUGUCGUCUCACUUGUGACUGCCAAGGAGCUCAUUGUGAUCCCAUAACUGGACAGUGCAUCUGUCCUGCUGGGAAGACAGGAAACUCAUGCCAGGAAGAUUGUCCUGAUGGAUUCUGGGGGUUGAAGUGUCAGUCGUCCUGUCCCAGUUGUGAGAACAGCGGAUCCUGCAACAAGCAAACUGGCACGUGUGACUGCAAGCCAGGCUUCAUGGGGAACCUGUGCCAACAAGAGUGUCCUGCAGGGUUCUAUGGACCAGACUGUCUAACACAAUGUUCUUGCCACCCUGAUGCCAGAUGUGACCCAGAGAACGGACGCUGCCUCUGCCCUCCUGGCAAAAGAGGCCAUGACUGUGCAGCAUCAUGUGAACCUGGCCUCUGGGGGCAAGGCUGCACCUCCAGAUGCGAGUGUCAGAACCGCUCUGUGGGUUGUGACCCAGUCAGCGGUCAGUGUGUGUGUGAGGCUGGCUACACAGGUCACCACUGUGAAGAGAAGUGUGUGAACGGCAGUUAUGGUCAGGGCUGCGUCCAGCUGUGUCAGUGCCACAACAGAGCCAUCUGUGACCACGUGAGCGGAGCCUGCAUGUGCUCCUCUGGAUUCACUGGAACCUUCUGCGAAAAAAUGUGCCCGGACGGCUUUUACGGUCUUGACUGUGGCCACAUGUGCGAGUGCAGGAACGGUGCCCGUUGCCACCACAUCACAGGAGCCUGCCUAUGCACCGCCGGCUGGGCAGGACCACACUGCAUUUUAGAAUGCCCAGAGGGUCAUUAUGGAGAGCGGUGCAGUCAGACCUGCGGGUGUCAGAACAGAGGCAGGUGUGACCACGUCACCGGGCGAUGCGGCUGCGCGGCCGGGUGGACUGGAGUCAGCUGCCAACUGCCUUGUCCCGUCGGACGCUACGGACCAGGCUGUUCUGGUCGAUGCCUUUGUCAGAAUGGAGGAUCUUGUGAUGGUGUGAGUGGGCGGUGCUCCUGCCCAGCAGGGUGGACCGGGGCUGCUUGUGAGUUAGAGUGUGAAGACGAGCGUUAUGGAGAGAACUGCACACAGACCUGCAGAUGUGAAAGUGGAGGGAGAUGUGACCGAGUGACAGGAACAUGUCUGUGUCUGCCUGGUUGGACAGGAGAGUUCUGCCAAACAGCCUGUUCUAAGGGAUACUUCGGAGAAGGCUGUGAAAAGAGGUGCGACUGUGUCCACAGUUGGAGUUGCCACCAUGUGACAGGCCGCUGUGAGUGCGAGCCAGGCUGGAGAGGAGCCCAGUGCGACAAAACCUGCCUCCCGGGGUUUUACGGCGGCUCCUGUGCCCAGCGGUGCCGGUGCCAGGCCGGGGUGUCGUGUCACCAUGAGAGCGGGAAUUGUGGCUGCCCAGCUGGACUCACAGGGCCUGGCUGUGAGAAAACCUGCCCUGCUGGAACGUUUGGACGAGACUGCCGCCAGUCGUGCCGGUGCUCAGGGCUCCACGAGCAGUGCCAUCCCGUCAGCGGGAACUGCAGCUGCCUACCUGGUUAUUACGGGGCACGCUGUGAGCUUCGAUGUCGAGCAGGUUCUUUUGGACCAAACUGCAAGUCCAGGUGCAGCUGCACCAAUGGUGGUCACUGUGACUUCAGGACCGGGACUUGCUACUGUCCUCCUGGUUACAUUGGAGCCGAUUGCAGCUCAAGUUGUCCAAGUGGUUACUAUGGGAAAAACUGUGCAAAGCUGUGCUUCUGUGGGGAAGGAGGGCAGUGCCACCAUGCCACUGGGAGGUGUAUCUGCAGCCCUGGUAGGACGGGACCGUCCUGCCAACAAGGAUGUCCGAGGGGGCGCUACGGCCUGCAGUGCAGAGGCGCAUGCAACUGUCAGAACGGGGCCUUAUGUGACCCUGUUGACGGGUCUUGCAAGUGUGGACUGGGCUGGACUGGACCCCGUUGUGACACAGCUUGUUCACAGGGAAAGUAUGGGGUUGAUUGUACACAAGACUGUCCUUGCCUGAACAAUGGAACCUGCGAUCGUUUUACCGGCAGCUGCGGUUGUGCUGCAGGCUACUACGGCCACUCCUGCCAACAUGAGUGCCCUCCUGGGUAUUACGGAGUGAAUUGCGUCCACACGUGUGACUGUAAAGUGGAGCAAGCAUGUGACCAUGUGACGGGCAAAUGCUUGUGUCCUCCAGGCUACCGUGGGCUUCAGUGCCAAAGACGUUGUGAACCUGGCAACUUUGGGUCAAGUUGUGCAAAGUCAUGUGACUGUGCCGGUGCAGCACCAUGUGACCCAGCUACGGGACGGUGCCUCUGUCCUUCAGGAUGGACAGGAUCAAGAUGUGCCAGAAAGUGUAAUGGGGAUCAUUUUGGCCCCGACUGCACCCUGCCGUGCCAGUGUUCCCACGGGGCCCGCUGUGACGGGGUGAGUGGGAGAUGCCUGUGUCCGCUCACCUGGCUCGGUCCGACUUGUAGUGAAGUCUCACUGCACCAAACCUCAGAAGCGCUGAGUUUCUCUGCAUCUCACAGAAGGAGAAGAGCAGGCGGCAAAGCCACAUAACAGAAUUAUAGGUGCAAACUCCUGACGGGACACUCAAAGAUGGAACUGGGCUCGGUGGAGCGUUAAUUCUCACCAUCUUGAAGAAAAGGUGAUGCUGAUUCUGUGCAACCGGUACUCUGCUGUCACAGACUGGCACUACAUCACUGAGUCUGACGGCUGACACAAUCAGCCACAGGAGCUGGCAUGUGAGACGCCUUCAAAGCACCCUCGACUCAAACCUAGCCCAGUCUGUCUGAGAUUUCAAACCCACGGUUGCGUAGGCUUCUUCUGCAUGCGGCAUAUUUGUUACUGUUGCUGAUCAAAUGUGGACCAUUCUUAGCAUUUAAUGAGCUUUUAACGGUAUUUUGACAAGACGAGUGACCUAUAACCAUGUAUAAAACAAGACAAAUGAAAUAAUGAAUC